AUGGACGCCUGCUGGCGUGUGCUACGCCUGUUCCGUUCAAUGCCAUGCCCUUGCACCUUGAGAACAAACAGCGAGACGAACACGAAAGGAGAUGUCCACGGAGAAGAGCCAGACGCCAACAACAGAUACAAUCAGAACUUCAAGAACCGAUUUUGUGGCUGCGAAUGCGAUUAUGAUCCAUUUGAGCAGAAGGGGACAAUGUUUCAGUGUAUGGGUCUAGGGUCCGUUGAGACGGGCGGGUGCGGUGAAGAUUGGUAUCACCCAGGGUGUCUCGUAGGCAUGGGUCCCAGAUGGUUCGAGAUGGUGAAACCGGAGAAGCCCGCCAUUCAACAGGUGGGUGACACACUGGCAACUAUUGCAGAACAGAAUGAACAAUCGCUGGAGAGCCACCCAGCCAAGAACGAGGCAGCCGUGGCGGACGAGGAUGAUGAUCCUCCUAUGCCCCCUGGAUUUCCGGGUGAGGAUGACUUUGAAGGUUUCAUCUGCUACAAGUGUAUUGAAUCCCAACCAUGGAUCAAGCCAUAUGCUGGAACAUCUGGCUUCUUGCCGGCUGUAAUGUUGAACCACAACGAGGAUACCACGUCUGCCAAUACCACAUCGAGGAAACGCAAGACGGAAAACGAUGUGGAGGAUCAGAGCGACGUCAAGCGCGUCAAGACUGAAGGACAGCAUAGGGAACGGGCAGAAGAAGAGACCCCUACAGUGGCUGACUCUGGGCCUGAAGCAGCCCCUCCAUCUGAUUGCAAGCUACCCAACUUGUCAAUACCACCGCCGGGCCGGUUUUCCCUGUUUUUUAAAGAGGACUUCCGGGACAAAUUCUGCCGUUGCUCCAGCUGCUACAAACACCUGGACAGCAACCCCCAACUCAUGGAAGAAGAAGAGACCUAUGAGCCGCCCCUUUCUGAUGACGGCGCAUCGCAGCACGCCGGGUCAACGCACGGCAGUGGAAGUCUACUCGAACGUGGCGAGAGCGCAUUGCGCAACGUUGAUCGCGUCCGCGCCAUUGAGGGAGUCAUGGCGUACAAUCAUCUCAAAGAGCAACUGAAGCCCUUUUUCCAACAAUUCGCCGAGACCGGGCAGGCAAUUGGUGCUGAAGACAUCAAGGCAUACUUUGCUAAGCUCCGUGGCGAUGAAGAGGACAUCAAGGAGGCAGGCGAGGCAGCUGCCAGUGAUGGCCAUGGUUCGCAUAAGCGUGAGCAAGGCGGAUGUUGA
This is a messenger RNA of Emericellopsis cladophorae, 1212 nucleotides long. RefSeq lists its product as uncharacterized. The coding region runs from base 1 to 1212 and encodes 403 amino acids. Gene Ontology annotation, molecular function: ubiquitin protein ligase activity; zinc ion binding. The transcript has 2 exons. Gene Ontology annotation, cellular component: cytoplasm. The record is from RefSeq and is a predicted model, not a curated record. NCBI's taxonomy places the organism in Eukaryota, Fungi, Ascomycota, Sordariomycetes, Hypocreales, Bionectriaceae.